UUUCGUCAACAAAUUGUGGUCUAUACAGAUUUAGAUAAACGAAAAAUUGUCAUUCGGAGAAAGAAUACUGGGAUGUGGGAAACUACAUAAAUAAUCAAAUAAAUUUGUUUGCAAACUUCUGUGAAAUGGAUAUCAACGAUACCUUCUAUGACGAUUUAUCAUCGUUCAUAUCUUCCCCAAAUGACUAUGGUAUCGAUCAUGCGGAUUUUGAUGACAUCCUAAGCUCGACGAUCUCUCACUUGGAUCCAGCACUGGAUCUCAACGAUUUAAUAUCGCAAAGUCAGGAAACUCCAGCCCAGAACGACAUAUUUAAACCCAAUGCAUUGAAAACAUCAACAACAAGUUUAAAAAGUUUGGAAACAGGCUAUAACAACUCCUUAAUGUUAUUUGAUAAUCAAAGUGAAAGCAAAAAACUAUCUACAAACUUAUCUGAAGCGCCCGUGCUAUUACCUAAUUUAAUUCAUGAUGGUUAUACAACCUCAGAAAUUGAAUUAUUAACGCGUGGCAAUUUAUUGGUGCAUUCAUUAAAUAGAAAUACGCCUUCUCCAACUGAAAGCUGUGGUAGCUUUAGCGGCAGCUCUACAAGUGGCGUUCAUAGCGAUACUUCAGAUUUUUGGCAACUGAAAAAUUCUGUAUUUCCUACACAAACAAAUACUCGAUUAUCAGUUGGACAAAAUGUUGUUAAAAACGAUCAAAGGGCUCAACAAAAUUUGAACAUUUCUUUACUUCAAAAAUCAUCAUCUAAUAUCGAUUCGCAAGUCUCAAUUAAUAAUCCGUUCGAGAUACAUGAAUCAUCUGAUGCUACGACAAUAGGCACCCAAAUCAAAGAAAAACGACGCUUUAAAGAUGAAACUUUGAAGCCGAUAUCAACAGGUGUCAACAAAACAAAAACAAUAUUUUUGUCCUCAAAUGACUACAAAGAGCUCGUACAUAAAAUAAACUUAAAUGAGAAAAAAAGCCUUAAGCCCAAUGGAAAUACAAAACCACAUAUUCCAAAAAUAGUCGUCAAAAUCGGGAAUAGUAAAACACAGUGGCACCAAAACAAUAUACAGUGUAAAAAUCUCACGAAAGCACAAAAUCAAAGCAAAAAUGAAUGCAUAUUUAAUGGUGGAAUCGAUGAAAAGUUGUACAAGAAACACCAGAGAAUGAUAAAAAAUCGUGAAUCAGCUUCCUUGUCAAGAAAAAAAAAAAAAGAAUAUGUUGUCUCCUUAGAGACUCGAAUCAACAAUCUUGAGAAAGAGAAUCACAGAAUUAAAGGGGAAAAUCUGACAUUGCGAAAUCAGCUUAUUAGCUUGGUCAAAAAUUGUAAGUGUCGAAAAGGAAAUGCCUGUGAAUUCUUACUUCACUCAAUAAACCAAGCCAGCAAACAAGAGCAUGAGGUGAAAAUUGCACCCAAGCCAGCUUCAAAAAGUAUUCGACAGCAUAUGAAUGCUGCAACCGUAAAAAAAAAUGUUGCAGUACUAUUCGCGAUGGCUUUUAUGGUUACUUUAAAUGCUGGAAAUUUCAAAUCAUAUUUGGGAUCACAAAAAAGCGCUGAUACAUUAGUAGAAGGCCCUGACGCUAAUAUAGAUAAGUCCAUUUCAUUUGGACGUCAACUUCUUUGGGUGGAAUCUGAAGAGGAAUAUAAUGAGAAAUUAAAUCGAAUCAAGAAUGAAUCGGAGAAAUUAGUGAUGCCUCCUUUACAUUUUUUACGGAGCAGCAACGGAUCAAAAAAUGCCCACUGGAACUAUACAUCAACACAAGGAAACAUAAAAAAACAUCCGCCUCUUAAGUAUACCACGCUUAAAUGUCAUAACUGUGCAUCGACUAACACUCAGGCCAACUUAUCUGACUAUUCUGGGUUGGCUGUUAACUUGAAAAAGCUAAUUAAUGGAAAUGGCUACCAUAAUUUAAGUAUGCAUUCAAGAUUUGCCAAUAUACAGAACCCAAAUGGAUUUAAGCUCACAUCAGAUUAUAUGCAACUGCCCGAUAUUGCGAGAACAACGACAAAUAUUGGGAAACGAAAAAUAUUUGUCGGAUAUAAUGACCGGUUACCAGAUAUUGUAAAUAAGCGUCAAAAAAUAGGAUCCAAAAUUAUUGAUAGCAAAAAAAACAUUACUAAUGAGACAGGUAAUUUCUUAAAGGGUAUUAAACAGCAAGAAAAUACUUUUUAUGUAUUGUCUCUAAAUAAAGAAAACAUACUUCUGUCAUCAUCAGACUAUAAUAAAAAUGUUCGCCCUAAGAUGUCGUUAUUUCUUCCUACCGGUGAUCCUUCUCAAAAUGGAGACAUCAGAAUGAUGCAAAUUGAUUGCGAGAUUUUUGAUACUAGUGAGUUUGAAUUAAAAUCUCACAUGAUCCCCGAAAAGCUACGUCCAAAUACUACUAUGUGGCAAUUAAACUCAAAAAAUUCAAAAAAUGACAUUAAUAUUGAUUACACAACCAAUAAAUUGCAAAAUUCAACAAUGAAGUAUGAAAAACCACGAGUUCGUACAUAUUUUAUGGUUGGACCUAAAAAUCAGGCAGACGCUUCAGCUUCCCUUGAAAAGACACGAUUGGUUGAAUUAAAAAACAGCAUAAUUAAAAGUAGCAAAUUACUAUCAGGCAACUAAAAUACAAUUGUGUUUUUAUAUUUCUAUGUUAUCUUAUAUUAUUAUUUUAUGGUACCAAAAGAUUGCGCUAAUAUACCGAUUGGCAAAGGAUAAUUAGAAAAUUAUAA
Drosophila busckii is the source of this 2695-nucleotide messenger RNA. RefSeq lists its product as uncharacterized. The coding region runs from base 126 to 2588 and encodes 820 amino acids. The transcript is spliced from 3 exons. NCBI's taxonomy places the organism in Eukaryota, Metazoa, Arthropoda, Insecta, Diptera, Drosophilidae. Gene Ontology annotation, molecular function: DNA-binding transcription factor activity, RNA polymerase II-specific; RNA polymerase II cis-regulatory region sequence-specific DNA binding. Gene Ontology annotation, cellular component: nucleus. The record is from RefSeq and is a predicted model, not a curated record. Gene Ontology annotation, biological process: endoplasmic reticulum unfolded protein response; regulation of transcription by RNA polymerase II.